CCGCCAAAGAGGGUUCUGGAUAUCGGCUGCGGCGAUGGCCAAUGGAUCGUAGACAUGACGCAGAAAUGGCCAGAGGCAGAAUUUAUCGGCAUGGAUCUCGUUCCGAUACAGACACCCGUGAAACUUUUAGAGAAAGACGUUCAAAAGCGUGUUUCUUGGGUUGUGGGCAAUGCACUUCAAGGUCUACCUUUUCCGGAUCAAUGCUUUGAUUUGGUUCAUAUACGUUUUCUCAAUUACGGUAUCCCAAAGCAAAAGUGGCCAGGUUUAUUGGAAGAGGUGAAUCGAGUCUUGAGUCCAGCAGGUGAGCUGUGCAUUUUGGAAACUGAUGUC
Molecule: messenger RNA, 330 nt
Organism: Meira miltonrushii
Lineage: Eukaryota; Fungi; Basidiomycota; Exobasidiomycetes; Exobasidiales; Brachybasidiaceae
Product: S-adenosyl-L-methionine-dependent methyltransferase
Exons: 1
Molecular function (GO): methyltransferase activity
Source: RefSeq, a predicted model, not a curated record